AUGAUUGCUGUCAUCGUUCUGAUGUCUUUGAUUACCCUCGGAUUCUCUGAUCCUUGCUCGAUGCCUAUUGAGGGUGGACCGUGUCGUGGGUUCUUCCCAUCUUGGGGUAUGGAUGCUGCUAAUGGUGAAUGCGUGCAAUUCAUCUACGGAGGUUGUCGAGGCAACGAGAAUCGAUUCGAGUCGAAGGAAGCGUGUGAGGAGACCUGUGGAAAUCUUGAUGAUUACCCAGAGGAGAAGGAGGUGAACGCUUGCGAUUUGCCAUUGGAGACUGGGCCAUGCCGUGGAAAGUUUAUAAAGUGGGGCAAGAACUCAAAGAGUGGCAAAUGUGCUGAGUUCAUUUAUGGUGGCUGUGGUGGAAAUUCAAAUAAUUUUGACACAGAAGAAGAAUGUGAACGGACCUGCAUUCAUGUAUAA
This is a messenger RNA of Rodentolepis nana, 414 nucleotides long. Lineage: Eukaryota; Metazoa; Platyhelminthes; Cestoda; Cyclophyllidea; Hymenolepididae. The record is from the annotation of a GenBank genome assembly.